CGAAAGAGCGAAAUCGGCGCAAUCGGCGACACUCGAAGAUCGCGACAGUCUCAUCGCGGCCAGCGUCGAGAUGGCCAGGAGUCGCAGGAGUCGCGAGCGAACGAGGGCACCGGACUCUGCAGCGGAACCUCUUUCGGGGUCGGUUGUCUCGUCGUCGAUCGGCCUCCUGCAUCCUCAUUGCAAUCGUCUGGCUUUCGACGUCGUCCCCUCGCUUUCGCCCGUGGAUUCGAUUUCACACAAACCGGGAUCGAUUUCGUUGGUGGCAUCGCUCUGUUUGGAAAUCAGGUGCGCGAGGGGUUUGGCUCAGGGGCCUUGUGAAGUGAGCGCCGUGGGAGGCAAGCAGGGCGGGAUUGUGCCCAUGAGAGCUCGCCGGCGCUGCGUCGCCGAUAAAUGGAGGAAGAGGAGAAUGAGGCUUGGGUGUAGUGGAAUUUGACGAGUGGCCUGUUCUGUUGUCGUCGGUGAUUCGGUUCUUCGCUCGCAUCAACUGGAUGACGAUGGAAUUUAGAUUGCCGCCCAGAAGUUUUGCUUCGGAGUAGGAUCGAGGGAUGUGUUGUGGAUGUAGGUCGCGAGGCAGCGACGAGCGUUGCUCUAUUAGGCUCUGGAUGUUGAGAAACUUGGCAUUAGGGCGACCGAUACGUGUGUUUGUGAGGUUUAUGCUGAGGAUUAGGGGCCGUGCAUUAUUGGAAGUUGGAGGCUGGUCGAAAGGUUCACGCGAAGUCCUUGGCGCGCUCAAGCUAGAGAUGGGAUGUAUCGCUGGGCAGGGUUCUCAGUCGAACAGGGCUAGCAUGCCCUGGUAGAAUGACACAUUGUUUGUAGUCACUUGUUGGCAGGGAUUUGCUUCUAAAAUCGUGGUCAAAUUUGUUCUUACUCUGCGCUCCUACUCUGCAUCUAGGAAUUGCACGGAGUGGAGCAGCGCAUCCCCUGCUGCGUUCUGGUAUUCUCCUGACAUUCGGCCAUAUGGAAAUCUAAGGUUUCUUACUAAGACACAGGCUCUGCCUUGGCGACCUCCUGGCAAUGCCCACAGCGUGGUGGCUAUGGCAGAGUCGUACUGGCUUACCGUGACGGUCUAGAGGAGUCCAGAAAGGAAUUCCUGUUUACUGGGAUCAGUUCUUCGGCCACAGUGGAAACAAGCUGUGUUCGGAUUGAGAACUCGAAUCAAUGUCAGCGACUUGCAUUAUAAAGAGCAGAGGGCGAACGGCGGCUGCAGCCAACAAAUAUGCUUCUUCCUUGACACGAGGAGAGGCCAGCUCUGGAAACAUGACCCCCGGAUCAUCGAGAAAGUCCUGAAGAAGUCGUAAAGAAGCGUCGGAUAGAAGCAAGUGCUAGUUACCGCAACAAAACUCUGUUUAUCCUCCAGGCUACAGCAUCCGUCCAUUUGAAUGUGUAGACAUUUUCUAGAAGAGACGUGCAGACGCAGCAGGUUCUGUGAUCCUCGCGGAAUGCAUAGCGUUCGGAUUUUUUUUGGUUACAGUGCUCUCAGACAGUCGAGAGUCUCGAGGACGGGCACUGUCCGGCUUGUCAAGGCCCCUCUGCAGUCCUUACAGAGCACUAGCCCCGGGCAAAUGAUAACUCUCUGCUUUCAAACUUUUCAGCGUGUCCUUCAUAAGACGAAUGUCGACGAAUUCGCAACGUCAAAUGCCAGUAGAAAACGUGAACUCAAAAGUUGUCACAGGAAUCUGAAGUGCGGGACAGCCGCCAUGUAGCUCUCACUAGCAAAAACUUUCAGCUCUUGCGUUAUAACUUGCUUGAUCCUGGGAACGUGCUGAAUUCAGCUCUUUCACUAAUACCUGCUUUUCAAAGGAUGCAGGAUUGGCGGAAAACUUGGAACAUAUUUACUGCCAGGAGAAAAAUGUGGUAGCCUCCUUCAAGGACCGGUUUCGCCCUCAAUGUCAAAGGUUGGCAACUGAAGUCGUGGGAAAGUCUUAAAAAAUGCCCCCGAAAAAGAAGGGAAAGAAGAAGAAAAAGAAACCGAAAGAGCCCAAACAUGACUCAGGGUGGAAAAAGACUAUUGAGAACGGGAAGUGGGAGAGACCGCUUGAAUCCCUACCUUCCAUUGAAAGGUGGCCUACUUGGGGAGAAAUUCGAGAGAAGAUGUUCGCCGCUUUGGUGAAGCUCACAAUCAUAUGGAGUGAAAAUUUGGGCGACAAGUUUAUUGAUGAGCUGUUUGCAGUUCCUCGGCCCCGUUUGGUUCACAUGGAUAUUCGAGGAUCUAAGUUGCUCACCAAGUUUGUCCUGUCCCCACCGGCUGUCGCUCUAUCAAUAACCUAUAUCGACAUUUCUUGUUGUCAAUACUUGAGCUUUGUGAUGAUUCAGUCACAUUCGCUGGAAAAGCUGGUCUUGUCACGGUCCAUGAUGCUGAAGAAAGUGUUGUUGGAAACGAAAACUUUGAAAGAGCUCGUCUUGAAAACCUGCCCGGUACUUGAAACUCUAAUGGUUUGGAGUGAUGAAAUGAGUCACUUGAACAUCUUGGACUGCAAGCAGCUCGUCACUCUUGAACUAUACUGUCCGAAGCUUGAAGAUUUGGAAAAAGGACCCUUGAAGGUUGAUAUACCGCCGCCAAAGCCUUUUCCUCCUAUUUUGUAUAUACUCGAACAAGAAGACCUCAGGGCGCCCAUCCCGCCUCCGGAAUUUGGCUAUCCAAACGAGGUCACUGGUGGAUACCAAGGUACAAAAGGAGAUGAAAAGGUUGGUCUUAGCACCACUCGACCCUUGAUACCACGGACACACCUAUUUGGAGUUUGAGUCAGAUUGAAUUGGAGAUGCAUAUGCGACUCGAAGGCCGAUCAUGCAUCAACAUGUUUCCCACUAUACACUCGUGCACCAAUGUGGGCUGUAUUAAUUUUAUUCUUGAAGCCUGUUUCAAAGCCAGAACGGACAUGAUUAAACACUUAACGUCUUACUCUGUGAACGAUCGCCCAGUGUAGAUGGCAGUUUCUUUCUCCCUUGCAAGAUGUAUCUCUUAUUGUUUUGCGUACACCCUUUUAUCUACCUUUGGACAGAUCCAAGAAUCGAUCAUUUCAUUCUUUCGAGCUUUGAUAGGCUUUGCGAUACUUUAUGCAAUAUAGCACUUGGACAUAGUUCAUGCAAAAUUCACCGCAAAAGUGGUGCGUAUAUCUGCAUUAAAAAUGCCUGGCGUUGGUUCGUGGGGGCGUCCCUUUCUGGGCAUGGUUCCAGAUGAGUUAACUAUCUUAUGUGCUGUAGGAAACUUACAAGUGCAUGUUUAGUUAACACAUAUCAAGAUACAAGUCAAAAUUGUCUAUGUUGAAGGUGGUUUUCUUGCACUUAUGCUUAAGAUUUGGACUUAAAACUUUAUGGACUGAAAUCAAUUCAGAGAAAAGCUUAUAUUUUUAGCGGAAUCUAAAAACUUGAAAAUCCUGAUAUUGAAUUGAUUCAAUUGAAGUAACCAAGUGAUAGGAUGCUGGAAAUUAGAGUAGAGGAAUAGAAGAGCAG
This is a messenger RNA of Marchantia polymorpha subsp. ruderalis, 3450 nucleotides long. The record is from the annotation of a GenBank genome assembly. Lineage: Eukaryota; Viridiplantae; Streptophyta; Marchantiopsida; Marchantiales; Marchantiaceae.